AUGGCCAUCCUCAAAGGUCCUUCAAGCGGAGCCAUGGGAGGCCCCCGCCCUCCUGCCGGAAGCAGGGACAAAGUCCACUCCUCACACAUCACAAUGGCUGUUCCAUCCGAGCCAGGCCCAGCUCAGAACUGGCCAAGACUGUCCCAGCAGCACCUCCUCUUGGAAGCCCUCCCCCAAGUGGCCGCUGCACGGCUUGCUCUGCAACCCCUGGCGUCCCCUAACCCCGGCCCCCAAAGGAAGCCAAAGUCUAGGAUCAUCACAGUCCCCCCUCCACCUCACUCGUCCAGAGCAGACCGAGCCUUUGGUUCAGAAGGUGCAAACCUGUACACCAGCAUGCCUAGUAUAACGACUCCCAAGCCGGUGCAGACCACAUGUCCCUACUGCAGGAGGGUCAUCCUCACGGUGACCUCCACUACCCCAGGGGUGCUCAUCUGGCUGCUGUGUGCUGGUCUCUUUCUGUAUGGGUUCUCCAUGGGCUGCUGCUUCAUGCCCUUCUGCAUCGGGGACCUGAUGGCCAUGAAGCACUCAUGCCCCAUGUGCAAGCGUGAGCUCUACCACUACCGUCGCCUGUGA
Cynocephalus volans (Philippine flying lemur) is the source of this 573-nucleotide messenger RNA. It is a transcript of the gene LITAFD, whose product is annotated as LITAF domain containing. The transcript has 4 exons. Gene Ontology annotation, molecular function: zinc ion binding. Lineage: Eukaryota; Metazoa; Chordata; Mammalia; Dermoptera; Cynocephalidae. Gene Ontology annotation, cellular component: nucleus; cytoplasmic side of late endosome membrane; cytoplasmic side of lysosomal membrane. Bases 1 to 573 code for a protein of 190 amino acids. The record is from RefSeq and is a predicted model, not a curated record.